UGAGCUCACCAUCUCGAACACCACCAUCGUCCUCAAAGACACAUCCACAAACAUCUCAUCUAUCUCAUAUUCUCUUGUAAACAUGGCUUUGAACUGGACAAUGCUGAACCCUGACCGUACUCCGGUCCCACUUCUCGGGGAGACGACGGUGCUGACCAUCGAAUCCGGCGCUGAAGUGUCACUUACCAUCCCAGAUGCACCUCCGGGGACUGCUGAUUCGGCUGGAGGGGUUGGUGGGACAAAGAAACUCAAGGCUACCGGGAAGCUGUGGGUGACCGAGAAGCGUCUUAUCUUUGUGGCACCUCCCGUUCCCGCGGGAACAGUGGCUGCCUUCGAAUCUCUCUCGGUGCCUCUUCACUGUCUGCUUUCGACCAAUUAUGAGCAACCACUGCUCGGGUCGAAUUACCUGCUUGUGGAGAUCAAGCCAACGGCUGACGGAGGGCUUACGGCUGGCACGAAGGCUGAGAUCAGGUUGAAGGAUCAGCCCCUGUUUCAGCUAGUGAGCGUGUUGAACAAGACGAGGGAAAGAGCCGUUUAUAUGCAGAGACAACCGAUAGAGGAGGAUGACCUCCCGGCCUACGCGUCUCCUUCGGCCUCUACGCCCGCUGCAUCCGCUUCACGUACACCGGUUGCGGAGACCCCCAGCGACGCUCCGCCAGGUUAUGAUGCGUGAUCAUGAUAUGGACCGUAGUAGAGAAGGUGUACGAGUGCAUUUAUUGCUAUAUCGUCCUUUGGCUUGGACGUAUGUGUAUCGAUAGAUUUACGUGAUUCAGAACUAGUGCUCAGGGAGCUUCUCCCUUUCCACAUUGUAUCCUCUUCUUCCUGACCACCCAUCAUUGGGCGAAGGUUGACGAGUACUUGUUCUGUGCAGCUUCUACGCAUGAUAAGGAAUGUUUUUC
Stereum hirsutum FP-91666 SS1 is the source of this 899-nucleotide messenger RNA. RefSeq lists its product as uncharacterized. The record is from RefSeq and is a predicted model, not a curated record. The transcript is spliced from 3 exons. Gene Ontology annotation, molecular function: transcription coactivator activity; chromatin DNA binding. Gene Ontology annotation, biological process: positive regulation of DNA-templated transcription. Gene Ontology annotation, cellular component: nucleus. The coding region runs from base 83 to 673 and encodes 196 amino acids. Lineage: Eukaryota; Fungi; Basidiomycota; Agaricomycetes; Russulales; Stereaceae.